This is a messenger RNA of Pyrgilauda ruficollis (rufous-necked snowfinch), 2834 nucleotides long. RefSeq names its product SEC14 like lipid binding 5 (gene SEC14L5). The record is from RefSeq and is a predicted model, not a curated record. Gene Ontology annotation, cellular component: cytoplasm. The coding region runs from base 200 to 2323 and encodes 707 amino acids. Lineage: Eukaryota; Metazoa; Chordata; Aves; Passeriformes; Passeridae. The transcript has 17 exons.
CCGGCAGAGGGGCGGGGCCGCCGCAGCCGCGGGAGCCGCCGAGAGCGGGAUGGGUCCGGCCGGGCUGCGCCGCGCCCGCGGACUUACAGCAGAAGACCCUGUUGCUUUGAGAAGCACAAUGACCAUCUCACAGCUCUGUUUGCAGGAGAGGGCAUAGAAGGUCUGCUGCCACUGCACUCUGCCGAGGUGUGUGGUAAAAAUGGUGCAGAAAUACCAGUCCCCAGUUCGAGUCUACAAAUACCCUUUUGAGCUCGUCAUGGCAGCCUAUGAGAAACGCUUUCCUACAUGCCCAGAGAUCCCAGUCUUCCUGGGGAGUGAAAUCCUGCACGAAUCCAGGAGCGAGGAUGGGGCCAUCCAUGUCAUUGAGCGGAGCUGCAAGCUGAAUGUGGAUGCUCCCAGGCUGCUGAAGAAGAUUGCAGGGGUAGAGCAUGUCUUCUUCAUCCAGAAGAACACGGUGAACUGGAGAGAGAGAACGCUCCGCAUCGAAGCGCACAACGAGACCUUUGCCAGCCGUGUGGUGGUCAGGGAGACCUGCAGCUACUCAGUUCACCCUGAGAACGAGGAGUGGACCUGCUUUGAGCAGUCAGCCUCUCUUGACAUCAAAUCCUUUUUUGGCUUUGAAAGCACCGUGGAAAAAAUUGCCAUGAAGCAGUACACCUCCAACAUCAAACGGGGCAAGGAGGUGAUUGAGCACUACCUGAAGGAGCUGAUCUCCCAAGGGAUCACGUUCAUCCCGCGCUGGAGCCCUCCCGCGGCACAGGAGGAGCGAGUCCCGGCGGUGGGUCGGGCCCCUGGUGACAUCCCUGGUGACUCGGGGGCUGCUGGCAGCAGCAGGGAGCCGGCCGGCAGCCCCUGCCCGCCCCCCGAGCCUGCCAGCCCUGACGCUGACAAGCUGGAUGCUGAUUACAUCGAGCGCUACCUGGGCCAGCUGACCCCGAUGCAGGAGAGCUGCCUGAUCCGCCUGCGCCAGUGGCUCCAGGAGACUCACAAGGGAAAGAUCCCCAAGGAUGAGCACAUCCUGCGGUUCCUGCGCGCCCGCGACUUCAACAUCGACAAAGCGCGGGAGAUGCUGUGCCAGUCGCUGGCCUGGCGCAAGCAGUACCAGGUGGAUUUCAUCCUGCAGUCCUGGAGACCCCCGGCCCUGCUGCAGGAGUACUACACUGGGGGGUGGCACUACCAGGACAAAGAUGGGCGGCCGCUCUACAUCCUGCGCCUCGGCCAGAUGGACACCAAGGGUUUGGUGAAGGCCCUGGGAGAGGAAUCCCUGCUGCGACAUGUUCUGUCCAUUAAUGAGGAAGGACAGAAGAGAUGUGAGGAAAACACCAACAUCUUCGGCCGGCCCAUCACAUCCUGGACAUGCCUGGUGGACUUGGAAGGGCUCAAUAUGAGGCACCUCUGGCGGCCUGGGGUGAAGGCCCUGCUCAGGAUCAUUGAGGUGGUGGAAGACAACUACCCUGAGACCCUGGGGAGGCUCCUGAUCGUGAGAGCACCACGGGUCUUCCCUGUGCUCUGGACCCUGGUCAGUCCCUUUAUCAAUGAGAACACACGGCAGAAGUUCCUCAUCUACAGUGGCAAUAACUACCAGGGCUCAGGAGGGCUGGUGGACUAUGUGGACAAGGAUGUGAUCCCAGACUUCCUGGGAGGAGACUGCAUGUGCACUGUCUCAGAAGGGGGGCUCGUCCCCAAGUCCCUGUACCAGACCGAGGACGAGCAGGAGAACUCGGAUCACAUCCGGCUGUGGACAGAAACCAUCUACCACUCUGCAAGUGUCCUCAAAGGAGCCCCCCACGAGAUACUCGUGGAGAUCCUGGAAGGGGAAUCUGUCAUCACCUGGGACUUUGACAUCCUGAAGGGAGAUGUGGUGUUCAGCCUCUUCCACUCCAAACGAGCUCCCGAGCCAAGUCACAAAGAAGCCACAUCACCAAGUCCCUCUGGUGCAGGGGACAAUGUGCAGCUCAUUGACAAGACCUGGGUGCUGGGGGUGGAUUACAGCCGGGUGGAAUCUCCCCUGGUCUGCAGGGAAGGAGAGAGCAUCCAGGGGUCCCAUGUCACUCGCUGGCCUGGCUUUUACAUCCUGCAGUGGAGGAUGCACGGGCCCCUGCCCUGCUCCAGCUCCAGCCUGCCCCGUGUGGACGAUGUCCUGGCCUCCCUGCAGGGCUCCAGCCACAAGUGCAAGCUCAUCUACUACUACGAGGUGCUGGCUUCCAAGGACUUCAGGGGAUCCAUGUCCAGCCUGGAAUCUUGCACCAGUGGCUUUUCCCAGCUGAGUGGAGUCACCACAUCUUCCAGCCAGUCCCAGAGCAGCUCCCACCUCUCCAGAUAGCAGAGCCAAGGCUCCAGCAGCAGGGGCACCCUGGGGCUGCUCCAGCCCCAAACCAAAGAGCUCCAGGCCUGAGCUGUGGGGCAGUCACAGCCAUUUGGACACACAGAGGCCUCUGGGGGCUGCUUCAGCCACAGAAACUGAAAUUCCAAGGGCAGGUUUAGGAGUUUUGGGUCAGCUGCCUGCUUCUCAGUAGCCUCCUUCACCACCUGUGGAUUUUGGGUGCCUGUGAGUUUGCAGGAAUCCACUUCCCUCCAAAGGGCUCUUCCCAUGGGUUCUUUUCCAGCAGAGGAGGCUGAUGUUGCCUUACCUGUUGGACCUUUAGAUAAUUCCUGGGUGGCAAAACUAAGGGAAUGUCCUGGCUGCCCACGGGGUACUGGUUCCACACUGGACAGUCAAGUGGGCAUUCCAGAGGCAGGGCCUUGGAAGGAACUGCCAACACCUGGGUACGGGCAGGAUGGUUCAGAAAUCACUUCCAGGCCAAACCAAAAACCUCUUCUGGUCUGGCAGGAUG